This is a messenger RNA of Megalobrama amblycephala (Wuchang bream), 2441 nucleotides long. It is a transcript of the gene atp6v1b2b, whose product is annotated as ATPase H+ transporting V1 subunit B2. The record is from RefSeq and is a predicted model, not a curated record. The coding region runs from base 83 to 1612 and encodes 509 amino acids. Gene Ontology annotation, biological process: proton transmembrane transport; ATP metabolic process. Gene Ontology annotation, molecular function: proton-transporting ATPase activity, rotational mechanism; ATP binding. NCBI's taxonomy places the organism in Eukaryota, Metazoa, Chordata, Actinopteri, Cypriniformes, Xenocyprididae. Gene Ontology annotation, cellular component: proton-transporting V-type ATPase, V1 domain. The transcript has 14 exons.
CACUAUUGCGCAUGUGCAGCAGUGUUGUCACGAUUAUCUUCAAGACCAGUAGUGAUUUUUGUGUAGUAACGUUAUAAUCAUCAUGAAGGCACUUAGGGGAAUGGUGAGCGGAGCCGUGAGCGAAAUAUCAUCUGCGGUUACCGGGAGCAAACAUGUCGCCGUUCGGGAAAAUGUCCUUGCCGUGACUCGUGACUACAUUUCUCAGCCGAGAUUGACUUAUAAAACUGUGGCUGGUGUUAAUGGACCCCUGGUGAUUUUGGAUCAAGUGAAGUUCCCCAGGUAUGCUGAGAUUGUCCAUCUGACUCUCCCUGAUGGUACCAAGAGGAGUGGACAGGUGCUGGAGGUCAUAGGCUCCAAAGCUGUGGUUCAGGUGUUUGAGGGAACAUCUGGUAUUGAUGCCAAAAAAACCACGUGUGAAUUUACAGGGGACAUUUUGCGUACACCUGUGUCUGAGGAUAUGCUGGGUCGUGUGUUCAACGGAUCAGGAAAGCCGAUUGAUCGAGGGCCUGCAGUGUUGGCAGAGGACUACUUGGACAUCAUGGGUCAGCCGAUUAAUCCUCAGUGUCGUAUUUAUCCUGAGGAAAUGAUCCAGACUGGCAUCUCUGCCAUAGAUGGCAUGAACAGUAUUGCCAGAGGCCAAAAAAUUCCCAUUUUCUCUGCUGCCGGUCUACCCCACAAUGAGAUUGCUGCACAGAUUUGUCGUCAGGCGGGAUUGGUAAAGAAAUCCAAAGAUGUGAUGGAUUACAGUGAGGAUAACUUUGCCAUUGUGUUUGCUGCCAUGGGGGUCAACAUGGAGACUGCAAGAUUUUUUAAGUCCGAUUUUGAAGAGAACGGGUCCAUGGACAACGUGUGCCUCUUUUUAAAUUUGGCCAAUGAUCCCACGAUUGAACGCAUCAUCACCCCUCGGCUUGCACUUACCUCAGCUGAGUUUCUGGCUUACCAGUGUGAGAAGCACGUGCUGGUCAUAUUGACUGACAUGAGCUCUUAUGCCGAGGCUUUACGAGAGGUCUCUGCAGCUAGAGAAGAAGUUCCUGGUCGACGUGGUUUCCCAGGUUACAUGUACACCGAUCUGGCCACAAUAUACGAGAGGGCCGGACGUGUGGAGGGACGCAAUGGCUCCAUCACCCAAAUCCCAAUCCUCACUAUGCCCAACGAUGAUAUUACCCAUCCUAUUCCUGAUUUAACUGGCUACAUCACUGAGGGUCAAAUUUAUGUGGACAGACAGCUUCAUAACAGACAGAUCUAUCCUCCUAUCAACGUACUACCUUCUUUGUCUCGACUGAUGAAAUCAGCCAUUGGCGAGGGAAUGACACGCAAAGACCACUCAGAUGUUUCUAAUCAGCUUUAUGCUUGCUAUGCUAUCGGGAAAGAUGUGCAAGCAAUGAAGGCCGUGGUUGGGGAAGAAGCACUGACAUCAGAUGACUUGUUGUACUUGGAGUUCUUACAGAAAUUUGAGAAGAACUUUAUUUCCCAGGGUGCAUAUGAGAAUCGAACUGUGUUCGAAACACUGGACAUUGGCUGGCAGCUCUUGAGAAUCUUCCCCAAAGAGAUGCUGAAGAGGAUUCCUCAGAGCACUCUUGCUGAGUUUUAUCCCCGAGACUCCAAACAUUAGUCUUAUUUCCUUUUUUGUUUAUUCCUUUCUUAUUUAUUCUUUGUCUCUCUCAAUCAGCUGUGAAUCUGUCUUCUACACUUUUAGAUGUUACUCAAUCUCUUUGCUCAAAUCAAGUAUAGUAAGUCUACACUGAGGAAUUACAAAGUUCUUUUUCAUUGCUGCUCUUGGUAUUUAUUUAUUAUGUAGGUGUUGCUAAACAGUAAAGAAAAUAUUGUAUGAAUAUCGUCACUACUCUACAGUGUGGAAGUGUUUUUGUGUGUAUCUCAGUAUGUCAAACUGUGUUCUAACCAAGUGGUAUAUGAAGUAAAGGCCAACUUUUCUCUUAAUGUGCAAAAUUAAGAGAACUGACAAAGCUACUACAAUGCAUCACAAAACAUUGUUUUAUUUCAAAAGUGCCAAGAUGAAUGUAAAGUGGCUUAAUGUAUUUUAUGCAUUUGUCAUCAUUAUAAUGAAUUUUAUGCACAUAUUUAUCAUAAAGUAUAAAAGAAAGCCAUAUGUUCAUAGAGUGCAUUAAAAGGGAAUAGAUGAGCACAGUGGCACUAUCAAAUCAAAGGAGGAAAUCCAAACAGCAAUAGAUUUUUUUUUCAUACUUUGUCAUGCUGUUAGUUAAUUUGUUUUGUAUAAAAUGUGUAAUGUGUAAGCAAUGUAUUUAUUAUAAUUUAUUUUGGUGCCAUAAAUUUAUAUAUAUAUAUAUAUAUACUUAAGUAUAGUGAGUGAUAUCAAGUGAAUUCAUAAUGAAGUGAUUGUUAUCCUAAUGCAUGAACACUUAUUGAAAAUAUGUAUGUGAUCACUUGCUUCAUUAAAUAAAACUUGAUGUGGCGUAAAUUAA